UUUUGUCUUGAUUAGUCUUUUCUUUUUUUUUUCCUUGUUAUUACAGUGGCUACAUGUCCGAGGAAUACGCAGUAUCUAGAAUAAUGUCUGAUAAAUCUGAUCUUUUUAGCUUCGGAGUUGUUAUCCUAGAGAUUAUCAUGGAGAAGCAAAAUUUCAAGUUUUGCAACUCCUUUCCUGGCGAUAGCAUAAUCGACCUGGCAUGGCGAACAUGGAACGGAGGCAACUACCUCUCGCUAGUGAAUUCCCACUUGGAAGACGAUUCAUUAGUGGGCGAUGAAGUACUGAAAUGUCUACAGAUAGCUUUAUGCUGCCUCCAAGAUGAGGCGGGGAGCAGACCAAAUGCAGACUCCGUGGUGUUGAUGCUCAGAGGCAGGUCACCGGAUAUUCCACGACCAAUCAAGCCAAACUACUAUUAUUCAUUGAGACUCGCUAGGUUAGCUACCGCAGCGUCAUCGUCUUCUGUGUUGGUUGAAGAGACGGUAUCGACUGUGAUAAGUAGUUCUGAUGAAUCCGUUACAUUCAAUGAAUACACUGCAACUGUCAUUAACUCUCGCUAAGUGGUGUUUUCAUUAUUUAUUAAAUAUUGUUUUUCACUGCACUUAUGAUGAGCAAGAAAAUAUUGAUGUACCAGCUGGGUUGUAAAGGGCACUCAUAAUUCUGUGUCUUGCAAGAAACAAUGUUUACGUUU
Raphanus sativus (radish) is the source of this 688-nucleotide messenger RNA. Its product is annotated as G-type lectin S-receptor-like serine/threonine-protein kinase SRK. The transcript has 2 exons. NCBI's taxonomy places the organism in Eukaryota, Viridiplantae, Streptophyta, Magnoliopsida, Brassicales, Brassicaceae. The coding region runs from base 54 to 557 and encodes 167 amino acids. The record is from RefSeq and is a predicted model, not a curated record.